ACAACCAGUUAUGUCAGGGGACAUGGAAGCUCUCCUCAAGGUCUCUGCUUCAGUGGCAGCUUUGACGGCCUACGCCCGCUUCGCAGCAUCUAAAACCACUCCAGGCCGCCGCCGCUUCUUCGCCCUCAUCCCAGCCAUCUCGCCGCUCUUCUUCCUCCCCCUUUCCUUCACCUCCAUCCACUUCCGAAGCAUCUCAGGCUUCUUCCUCGGCUGGCUCGCAGUCUUCAAGCUCCUCCUCCUUUCUUUCGACUCCGGCCCCCUUUUCCCUUCGCUCUCCUUCCUCACCUUCCUCCCGAUUGCCGUCCUUCCCGUUAAGCUCCGGCACAUUUCCCCCUCCCCAAAGGCCAAACCACCACAUCUCCUCCCCACCGCUAUCAAAGCCAUUCUCCUUUCUCUUCUCAUCCCCCUCUACUCCCACCACGACCGAUUCCCCCAUCACCUGCUCCUCUCCAUCUACUGCCUUCACAUCUACCUCGGCCUCGAGCUCGUCCUCGCCUCCGCCGCGUUUCUCGCCGGCAUUCUCCUCGGCUUAGAUCUCGAGCCCCAAUUCAACGCUCCCUAUCUCUCCACCUCUCUCCAAGAUUUCUGGGGCCGGCGGUGGAACCUUAUGGUCACCGCAAUCCUCCGGCCAUCCGUAUACGGUCCCGUGCGCGCGCGGUGGGGCGCGCCUGCUGGGGUCGUGGCGACGUUUCUGGUCUCCGGCGUGAUGCACGAACUCAUGUUCUAUUAUAUUACAUCGGCGCCGCCGACCGGGGAGGUGUCGUGCUUCUUUCUGCUCCACGGUGUGUGUACGGCGGUGGAAGGGUGGAUAAGGAAGGCAGCAAAGAGACGCGCCGGCGAGGGUAUGAUGGUGAAUCCAGUUGUGUCGGCGGCAAUGACGUUAGGUUUUGUGGUUUUGACGGGGUUUUGGUUGUUUUUUCCGCCGGUGGUGAGGACUGGGUCGGAUCAGCGGGUUGUAGAGGAAUGCUUGGCGGCGAUGCGGUUUUUGGAAGGGGGAGGUCGAGCGAUUCUACGGCGUUUAGGGCUUCAGCUGAACCUGACUGAGGCUAAGAUUUUGUAAUUGAUGGCUUUUAAAAUUAAUAUUGGAGAAUUGUUUGUUUUC
Molecule: messenger RNA, 1102 nt
Organism: Dendrobium catenatum
Lineage: Eukaryota; Viridiplantae; Streptophyta; Magnoliopsida; Asparagales; Orchidaceae
Product: probable long-chain-alcohol O-fatty-acyltransferase 5
Exons: 1
Coding region: 11-1060 (349 amino acids)
Biological process (GO): lipid metabolic process
Source: RefSeq, a predicted model, not a curated record